CGAAACGAAAGUUGGUAAUGGCGGCAGCGUUUGGACUGUGCUGAAAAGGCAGUUUCGAAAAUUGUCAUGUGGUUUUGAUAGAUGGAUGAUGAAUGGGACUGAUUCCUGCCGAAAAAGUAAAAGAAAGCGAAAAAGGAAGACAAGAUCUGAAAGAAAUCAGAUGUCUCAACAUUUGGUUCAGGUUCAGGAUCAGCAAGGAAAAUGCAAUGAUGGAAAACCCAGGAAAAGUUCCAAGGACAAAAAAGAAGGAACUUUAAGAACCUAUACUCUGAGAUCAGGAAGGGGUGUCUCUCACAUUCCUAAAGCUCAGGAUUACAAAAGGGAGACUACAGGGACAAUAACUCAGCACAGAUUGACGGUACCGAGACAAUAUGCCAUGCUUGCCAAUGCCAAGUCAUCUGACUGGGUCAAAAGAGGCCAAAUUCCAGAAUCUGAGUCUGUGAAGAAGAUGGUGGACCUGGAUAUGCAGAAAAUUCUUACCAUGGCAGAUCAUUUACGACAAGGGGAGAAUGUGAAUACAGCACACCCCCAGCCAGCACUGGCUGUUGUUAGUUGCCCAGCCAGCCCUGAAGCUGGUGCAUCUGUUCCUGAGGUGUGUCAGACUGAUUUGAGCUUACAGAACAAUAAAGGGAACAACUUUGAGAAAUUGCUUGUUCCAAGUAAUUGCUUGGAAAAGGGUCCAGAAUCCAUGACGCCAGAGACUGGUACUGGUACCAAACAGACUCCGGGAGACUCUGGAUUCAGUGCUGCCUCACAGAGAUCUGUUCCCAUGGGAGAUGAUAUUGAAACUAAAGCAGUAAUCAAGCCUAUAGCAGGUGGAAUGUUGAAAGAACCGAAAGCAAAUGUCUUCAAAAUGUUUGGAAAAAGAGAUUAUGGCUGUGAAUGUAGACAAGAAGUCAAAAAAUGUUGGCAACAGAGCAAAUGCAGCAGAACCUUCCAUUUGAACCAUACAGGCAGAAGAUCUCCGCUAUCUGAUGAAUAUGAACCAGUUUCAGCACUGUCGUCUUGUCGUGUGUACUCAAUGAGAACGCAAUCUCAAGGUGAUGUUUUGACUGGGACAAAUUACGAAGAUAAACCACAAUUUUUCUUUGGCACACCUACAUGUUCUGGACCUGAAAGUUCCAUCUUCCUUCCAGCGACAGCGACCAGCUACAGCAUGGACUCGUCCCAGAGCAUUGAGCCAGCCAUCAACAUCUGUAUUAACCCUGAGGACAUGGAGCUGGACCAAGAUGAUGAUGGGGACAAGGACUCUGGCCUGUCUCUGGCCAAAUACAAUGCGUUUAUUGCUUCAGCAAAGAAAUUGGAAGCCGAGCAGCAAGCACUAAGACAUAUGCAAGAACACCAUUUGCAUGGAAAGGAAAUUUCAGGAACAAGAGACGACUGGAGUUUAGCAGGCCACCAACGAUCCCUGACAGGCUCACAAAAUUUUUUGGGUCAAGAAGGAUCUCGGUUCGGCCUUCACAGUUCUAAUGGGAAAGUUUUUACUCAAACCAGUGCACUCAGCUAUCCCUCCUUUGGUGUGGUGUCCCAUGGUGCCCCAAGAACAUUUGUCAGCAGCCAAUCUGACCCAUCCAUCUCAUUAGAGAAAGAGGACUGCUGUGAUCAUCACUGUCUGUGCCCACUGCAUCACUGGCAAAAGUUUAACCAAUGCCACCAACUUCAUGACUCUGGAUGCGUGCCUUUGGCAUACACAGGCAACAUUCCUGAGACUCGGACCGACCAUAAUCCUGUGGGGAAAUGUCAGAGACACUCGACUAGCCGCAUGCAUGGACUUGCUAAUUCUCGACAUAAACUGCAGACAGCUCUUCAUGCAGCGUGCCAGAGGCCUUGCUCUAACUUGUAUGCAGACAAUGCAGGGUCCAGAAUUUUCUCUUUUCCGAAUAUAGGUCCAGACGGUCAAGAUUCUCGACCUAUUAACACCUCUGAUAAUUGCUGGUCCCACAAGCCUUGGUACAUGUCAGAACUUCGCAACCAUCAGGUGGAUCUGCAGAGACAGGCUCAUGACUUCCUCAGCAGCCAUGAGCAAGCAGGAGUAAACCUGCAUGUUGAUGAGUGCACUGGCCUUGCUCCUCGCUCCCCACUGUGUCAGGUCAGCUCACCAGGCUCCAAUGGCUCCCCUGUGUGGCUGGCCUCCUCUGUCCUCAAGGAUAUGAUGCUCUGAGUGCAACGCUGUGGUCACUAAAUAUUGCAUGUGUCACGACGCGGUGGAAUCAGUUGCUCGUCAAUUUUUGGAGUGUAUUGAGUUAUUGGUGCCAUCUUAAAGCUUGUUAAUUUGUCUUGCUUUCAAUGAAAAAAUACCCAUGUCUUGAAUAGAAGUUGAUAUAUUAUUUGCAUUUGAAGGAGACGGGUCAACGGGUGCUAGCGGUAAAAUUAGCAUGAAAAUGCUGCCAAAGUUUGGUGACUUCCAAAGUUUGUGGGUCCUUGAAAACUUCACAUUUACAAUUUUUAGGCCUUUGAUCAACGUUUUUCAGUAAAAUCCACACAGAAGUGUGUUUUUUAAAGAGAAAUAAAAGGUGUUGAGUAAAAAAAAAAUAAGUUUUAAUUGCCCAACGGCCAGAAAAAUGGCGGUUUCUUUGACGAGCGCCUGAUUUCACCACGAUGCUUCACAUAUGGCUAGACUGCUAGAAUGUGACCAGAAACAAACCUAGUGUCAACAGAGGCUUCUGCAGUGACAUUUCACAUUAUAGAAGUGAUACAACAUUCAAAAAUGUUGAAACUGUAGAAUGUAAUCCACUUGUAAUAAACUCUCAUAAAAUGAA
This is a messenger RNA of Aplysia californica (California sea hare), 2759 nucleotides long. RefSeq lists its product as uncharacterized. The transcript has 18 exons. NCBI's taxonomy places the organism in Eukaryota, Metazoa, Mollusca, Gastropoda, Aplysiida, Aplysiidae. The record is from RefSeq and is a predicted model, not a curated record. Bases 86 to 2161 code for a protein of 691 amino acids.